This is a messenger RNA of Calidris pugnax (ruff), 2600 nucleotides long. Its product is annotated as chromosome unknown open reading frame, human C2orf81. The record is from RefSeq and is a predicted model, not a curated record. The transcript has 4 exons. Bases 362 to 1834 code for a protein of 490 amino acids. NCBI's taxonomy places the organism in Eukaryota, Metazoa, Chordata, Aves, Charadriiformes, Scolopacidae.
AUGAGCUGGGGUGUGCUGGGAUGUACUGGGAUGAGCCGGGGUGUGCUGGGAUGUCCUGGAGUGUAUCAGGGUGUGCUGGGAAGAGCUGAGGUACAUGGCAGAGGGGGGUCUGUGUGUGCCAUGGGGAGAGCUGGAAUGCCCUGUCAGAGAUGCCACCACCAUGGGAUGGGACAUGGAAGCUCCCCCCAGCUCCUCCCGAACCCCGGUGCUGCUGCCAGGGGCCUGGAAAAGAAGAAACCUCUGUGACCUAUGUGGGGGGUGAUCUUAUCUCCGGUCCCUCUCAAACUGAGAGGGACUGAGGGAUGUAUAUGUCCCAGGAACACGGUCCUGGGGCUCCCAGAAACAUAUAUGUCCCAGGAACAUGGUCCUGGGGCCAUUCUGGUGUUACCCUGCCUUGGGCUGCAGGAGAGGCAGGAGCUUCAAGGGCUGUGGUGUCUCCCUGCAGAAAACGACCCCCCGGGAGCGGACGGCCACCUCCAAGUCACGCGGGGAGAAGUCCCGGCCACCCACCGUCCCUGUCACCCGAGCCGACAUUGUCCCCGGGCGCCUGCCUGAGGAGGAAUGGCUCUCCCUGAUCAGGGCUGAGCAGAGGGAUGAGGACAUCGGGGACAUCCUCGCAGAGCUCUUGGGCCGCGUGAUGGACGAGUGCUGCAAAGCCUACGUGGCUCAGCAGUGCGUGCCCUUCACCGUGGGCCAGGCGCGGGACGCCCUCCUGCAAAUCGCCGAGUGGCGCUUCCUGGCACGGGAUGAGGGGGAGAUGGACACCGAUGGAGAUGACACCUGGCAGGAGGAUGAGGAGCCCAAGCCCUGCACUGCGGACUCCUGGGCGCAGGGCUCCGUUCCUGUCCAGGAUACCCAUCUGUCCCCAUGCCCCGGAGAGGUCUCUGAUGUGGAGCCCCCGUACCAGCACAGAAGGCAGGAAUCUCCAGAAACAUCUGAGCCUGGAGCUCCCCCCAUGCAGCCCCUGUUUCCUGGCCAGGUCACCACCAGCAGCACCGUCCUGCCUGAGCCAGGGCCAUCCCACCCGGAGAUGCUGCAGGACAAGGCGGUCAUCGCUACCCAGUCCCCUGAGAGAAAACGUCCCCAGGCCCAGUCCCUGCUGCAUCGGCGAGCCCCGCUCAGCCCAGCCAGGCCACCAGCUCCCUGGGGCCCCUCUGAGCCCCCAGGGCAGCCAGAGCAGGGACAUCGUCCUGCACCAAAGUCAUCCCAUGGGGACGUGGAAUGGAGCAGUGAGGCGAGGGCCAGCAGCUGCAAGCCACUGCUGUCAUCUUCAUCCCGCACCAGCAUGGAAACGAUCCUGCCAGGGAGGCCCCAGCGCAGCACGGGGGUGAAGCAAGAGGGGACUGGUGCCAUCUUGGGGGUGCCCAGGCUGAGCCAUGGCCGCCGGCCCGAGCACUGGAUCAGGCCCCAGGUGGAGGUGCUGGACCCAGGAGCAGAGGCCAAGCCGCUGGCAUGUUCCCGGGGUGCCCGCGGGCGCAGCCGGGGACCGGAGCUGGGCAGAUCUCAGCUGUCCUGGGGCCUGGCUGCCACGGGGAGGGGACGGCUCCAGCCGGCUCCCCCAGAGUCCCCACAGCCCCCCAGCUCCCUGCCUCGGCAGCUCGGCUCCUUGCUGGACUCUGCUCAGCUGGCCCCCGGCGUGACCAUCAGAUGGGGCAGCAGCGUGAAGCGUGGGCUCUGCAUCCCUGCGCACGGCGAGGAGGAGGAGGAGACAGGGGAGGCCAAGCGGGACCUGAGACCCAUCUGCCCCACCGUGCCCUUCCCGGCCAUUGCAGCCGGGCAGGUCACAGGUGAUGACGAGUGUCAGAGGCAGCACACCCCCCCAUCACUGCUCUAGGGCCCCUGGGUGGUGUGCGGGGUUAACCCCCCUACUCGGUGCCAGCCCCCCCUCCUCACUCCCCAUCACCCCAGGCAGUCCUGCCUGGCUCCCCACCGUGUCCCACGGUGGCAUUUCCCAUGACCUGCUCAUGACAGCCCCAGUGUGAGGGUGCAGCCAGGCUGGGUCCCCCAGGCUCCCCAUGUGCCGUGUCUCCGCUCUGCAGGGCAGCCACCACCCCGGGCAGGAGCCACGGCACUGCGGGAGGCUGGUUGUGCCCUGUGGGCUUCCUUCCCCUUGCACCCCAGGGAGCAGACCCGCCUGUUUGGCUCUUGAUCCCGGAGCUCAUCCGCUGGGAAACCAGCUCCAGCAGUUCCAUGGCUGGGUGCCCGGCUGGGUGCUGCCCUUGCUCUGCAGCUCAGCGCAGCGCCUGGAUGCUCAAGCUCCUGGAGAGACCUCCUGUCCUGGGUGGGCUCUUCACCCACGGCUUCUGGCACGUUUCCCACCUGAUCCUCCAUCCCCACAAGUUACCACAGCAAGUGCCAGAGCUGGCGAAGGGCAGGGCAGGCUCUCUUGGCUGCCCGGUGAGGCUGGGAGCUCGAUGCCCUUUGCAAGCCCUGCUAGAAGUAAAAUAAAGAGGUUUCUGUCACUCAGCUUUCAGCCUCUGUUGAAGAACAGCCGUGCCGCUGUCACACCUCUGAGCCGAUCCCCGCUGCUGCUGGAGAGGAGGCGAGGAAGCAAUGGUCGCCAGCAAGAUGUGAAGCAAAGCUCGUGGGAGCUGGGGCAC